This is a messenger RNA of Colletotrichum godetiae, 678 nucleotides long. RefSeq lists its product as uncharacterized. Lineage: Eukaryota; Fungi; Ascomycota; Sordariomycetes; Glomerellales; Glomerellaceae. The record is from RefSeq and is a predicted model, not a curated record. The transcript has a single exon. The coding region runs from base 1 to 678 and encodes 225 amino acids.
AUGGCCAUUGACGAGUCGUUAUGUGCACUUUUCACGAUGGGCGACUGCGUCAGACUCGCAUUAUCUGUUACACCCUGCGCGCUCAGCAUGGUCAGAAUCGGUCGCAACGUGGGUUCCCAAGUUAACCCAGACGGAGAGAGGAAGAGACGUACGGGAGUACAUGACAACGCUCGCACAAUGGUCACUGUCCUCAUGCGAGACCCAAGAAUACUUGAUAGCUCGCUCAGGGUGCGUGGCGAGCAGACCGAUCAAGUCGGUUGUCUUCCGGCCCCGACUCCGGCAAUGUCUCUCGGAGGACUGUUUGCCAUGACGGUAGUAGACGCCUUGGAGGCCUGCUGCCCGUCGUCUAUGCCCCUGAUUGGCGUCUCUGGGGAAGACGGCGGCGAACUUUUCCUCCACGGUUCUCCACGGCAGGCGAAGAUCGUCACGGAAUUAUGCAAUGAAAUCGACCUGCUCUAUGGUGUAGGGUCUGUUGCAGUGGGGAUGGCUGCUUGGGCGGCGGGGUCGACGGUGUCGGCGUGGCGUCAGUUCGCGACACUGAAGGUCUCCGGGAAGUCGGUCCGGGCCGCAGCCUCGGACAGCCGUCAGCUCUUGUGGGCCAUGCCAGUAGUGCCUGGCGGAUACACGAAAGCCCUCAGGAGAUCUGAUGGUAUGGGGCCAGUAGGUCGCGGAAGCUGA